This is a messenger RNA of Nicotiana tabacum (common tobacco), 1187 nucleotides long. RefSeq names its product 2-hydroxyisoflavanone dehydratase-like. NCBI's taxonomy places the organism in Eukaryota, Viridiplantae, Streptophyta, Magnoliopsida, Solanales, Solanaceae. Gene Ontology annotation, molecular function: hydrolase activity. The record is from RefSeq and is a predicted model, not a curated record.
GGUAAACAAGCAAAAAGUCUUGCAUUUAAAAGUAAGUACCUGUCACAGCACUUGAGCAUAGUGUACCAAACCUUCCCCUGCAACUUAGCUUUCAGCAAUGGCGGAAAUAGUACAUGACCUUUUCCCAUUGAUCAGAGUUUACAAAGAUGGCCGAAUCGAGAGGCUGUUGGGCGAAGGCGUUGUUCCAGCUGAAUUGGAUCCUGAAACCGGAGUCCAAAUCAAAGAUGUCCAAAUUGAUCCAAAAAUUAACCUAUCAGCAAGACUUUACCUGCCCAAAAAUCUCGAUCAGGUUCAAAAAAUUCCCCUUUUCGUCUACUUUCACGGCGGCGGCUUUGUGAUUGAAUCUGCUUCUUCACCUUCAUACCAUAAGCAUCUUAAUUUGGUAGCAACUGAAGCCAAUGUUAUAAUCGUCUCUGUUAACUACAGGUUAGCUCCUGAAUACCCAUUACCCAUAGCUUAUGAAGAUUCAUGGUUAGCUCUCAAAUGGAUCGCUUCACAUGCUAAAGGUGAAGGUCAUGAGCCAUGGCUAAAAGACCACGCUGAUUUAAAUCACGUUUAUUUUGGUGGAGAUAGCGCUGGUGCUAAUAUUGCUCAUAAUAUAGCAAUUCGGGUCGGGUUGGAAAAGUUGGAUGGCGUCAAACUUGAUGGGAUUUUUCUAGCCUGUCCGUAUUUCUGGGGGAUUGAUUUAAUUGACGGUGAGGCUGAAAACUUGGAUUGCAAAAACUACAUUGAGAAGCUCUGGGCUUUUGCUCAUCCAAAUAGCUCCGGAUUAGAUGACCCGUUGAUGAACCCGGAAAAGGAUCCGAAAUUGUCUAGCUUAGGGUGUGACAAAGUACUUGUUUAUGUUGCUGGAAAAGAUCCGUUGAAAUACAGGGGACUGUACUAUAAGGAGUUAUUAGAGAAGAGUGGGUGGCAAGGGACAGUAGAGGUUGUGGAGAUUAAGGAUGAGGAACAUGUGUUUCAUUUGUUUGCUCCGACGAGUGAAAAUGCUAUGGUCGUGCUGAAAAAGUUGGUCUCUUUCCUUAAUCAGUCCAAGGCCUAAAUUCCUCAAAACGACGAUUUUUUCAUUUUCAGCUGUUGCUCAUGUCUACUGGGAAGGAUGAUCUUAGCUUAACUUGUAACGAUGAAGGGAAAUAUUCACACUUUUCACCUGUUAAUUUCAAUUUGAGCUAAUUCCUUCUCUUUUA